AUGGAGAAUUUAGAUGUGGAAAAGACUCCCGAGAAGCUUGCCAGGCGUAAAGGAGGCCUUCGGACCAUGCCUUUCGUUAUAGCAAAUGAGGCAUUUGAAAAGAUAGCAAGUUUUGGACUUCUGCCAAAUAUGAUAUUGUACCUUACAUUCAAGUAUCAUUUUGAUGCCGCAACUGGAACAAGCAUUUUGUUCAUAUGGGGAGCUACUUCAAAUUUCAUGCCAAUUAUGGGAGCUUUCAUUUCUGAUUCAUACUUGGGUAGAUUUCUUGUGAUUGGCAUAGCGACGAUUAUCAGUCUUACGGGACUGAUUCUACUGUGGCUAACAGCCAUACUUAAACAGGCAAAGCCACCACCAUGUGAUCCAUAUAAAGAAAUUUGUAUCAAACCAAAUGCAGCACAGAUUGCACUUCUUUUCACGUCAUUUGUGCUUAUGUCCAUCGGAGCUGGUGGCAUUAGGCCAUGUUCUUUAGCAUUUGGAGCCGACCAAUUUGACAAACCGGAAAAUCCGAACAAUGAAAGGAUUCUGCAGAGCUUUUUCAGCUGGUAUUAUGCUUCUGUUGGGCUCUCACUCAUGAUUUCAAUCACAGUAAUUGUUUAUAUUCAAACCGAAUACGGUUGGAUCAUUGGGUUCGGAGUACCGGUUGGCCUCAUGUUGGUGUCUGCCGUUGUUUUUUUCUUGGGUACAAAUCUUUACAUUAAGGAGAAGCCGAACAAGAGUUUGUUUACUGGUUUUGCUCAAGUUGUAGUGGCGGCUUUGAAGAAUAAACACAUUGAUUUCCCAUCGAAGGAUUCUGAUGGAUGCUAUUAUCGUGGCAAUGAUUCUAAAAUUGUUGCACCAACACAAAGAUUAAGGUUCCUAAACAAAGCCUGCAUUAUUCAAAACGCGGAGAAAGACUUGAGCCCUGAUGCUUCAGCUUCAGAUCCAUGGAGUCUAUGCACAAUCCAGCAAGUAGAACAGCUCAAAUCACUGAUUAAAGUACUCCCCAUGUGGUCAACCGGCAUUGUCAUCGCCGUUACCCUUAGCCAACACUCAUUUCCAGUACUCCAAGCAAACACCUUGAACAGACACUUCAUUGGAAACUUUAACAUCCCUGCCGGUUCCUUCGGCCUGUUUGGAAUCUUUACUUUAACACUAUGGAUUGCCAUAUAUGAUCGAAUCCUCGUUCCUUACAUAUCAAAGUACACCAAAAACCCGCGUGGUAUUCCUGUCCAAUACCGUAUGGGAAUUGGAUUAUUGAUUUCUUGUCUUGCCACAACAGUGUCAGCAUUGGUUGAAAAAAAUCGCCGCGCAAGAGCCCUCGAAGAAGGUUUGGCAGAAUUUCCAAAAGCUGUGGUGAACAUGAGUGCAAUGUGGCUAAUUCCACAGCAUUGCUUGAGUGGAUUGGCCGAGGCGUUUAACGCCAUUGGCCAAAUCGAGUACUAUUAUUCGGAGUUCCCCAAGAAUAUGUCUAGUGUUGCAGUGGCACUUUUUACAUUAGGAUUUGCCAUUGCUAACUUGAUUGCAAGCUUCAUAGUUACACUCGUUGAUCAUUAUUCGAAAAAGGGUGGGAAAGAAAGUUGGGUUUCGACUAAUUUGAACAAGGGACAUUAUGAUUAUUACUGGUGGAUUCUUACCAUUCUUAGUGUGGGAAAUGUGCUCUACUACAUCAUUUGCAGCUGUCUUUAUGGGAAUGAUGAUGAAAAGGUCUCGAACGAGGACGAGGUUGUUGAGGACAAAAAUGGCGCCACGAUUGAAAUGGCAAAAUCUCCCAAGAUAAGCUAUUAA
Messenger RNA from Fraxinus pennsylvanica, 1764 nucleotides. The record is from the annotation of a GenBank genome assembly. NCBI's taxonomy places the organism in Eukaryota, Viridiplantae, Streptophyta, Magnoliopsida, Lamiales, Oleaceae.